Molecule: messenger RNA, 944 nt
Organism: Photinus pyralis (common eastern firefly)
Lineage: Eukaryota; Metazoa; Arthropoda; Insecta; Coleoptera; Lampyridae
Product: ubiquinone biosynthesis O-methyltransferase, mitochondrial-like
Exons: 4
Coding region: 114-896 (260 amino acids)
Biological process (GO): ubiquinone biosynthetic process
Molecular function (GO): 2-methoxy-6-polyprenyl-1,4-benzoquinol methyltransferase activity
Source: RefSeq, a predicted model, not a curated record
UGUCUUCUUUCCACCAUCCUUCACUAAGAUUUUUAAAAAAUGAGACUUCUUUCUCGUUUAUAGUGCUUCUAUUGGUCGACAUUUUGCAACUGAUUAGACGUUGCAGUUCCAAAAUGGGAAGCGACGCCGUUACACGUGCGACAACUGUAAGUGAAAAGGAAGUGCUGUACUUUAAGCAACUUUGUGAAAACUGGUGGGAUGAAGACGGAGAGAUGCUAUUAUUGCACAAGAACAGCAAACUUUUAGCGCCUUACCUUAGAGAUUGUAUAAUUCGCAAUGAACAGGUCACAGCGGAAGUUGCAGGCAGCAGUACACCAUUGCAAAAUGUGAAAAUUCUGGAAGUAGGCUGUGGAGGUGGAAUUCUAUCCGAAAGAAUUGCCGAAAUGGGAUGCGAGCUAACGGCAAUAGACGUCACCCCCGAACUGCUAGAACUGGCAAAAGCGCACGCGUCAACCAACCCAACAACGUCCAAAAUAAGGUACAUGGCGGAGUCGGCCGAAAACCACGCGGAAAACAACGCGCAAAAAUACGAUGUCGUAGUGUCCAGCUUCGUUUUGGAACACGUCGAUGACAAAGACUACUUCAUUAAAUCGUGCACGAAGUGUCUCAAGCCCAACGGAUUGCUAUUCCUAACAGCCGUCAGCAAUUCAUUUUGGAGUUGGUUGAUUAAUAUAAAACUCUUUGAAAACGUUUUGGGGCUCAUACCUAAGGGAAUGCACGAUCGAAAACAGUGCAUUGCUCCGCAGGAGACGCAGCAGUUGCUGAUUUCGAAUAACUGCGAAAUAAUUGACGUACGUGGAUAUCUGUACAAUUUGCUUAACAGAAGGUUUUUUUGGACACCCCCGUCGCUUGCUUCGUUACUUUACAUUGUGCAGGCUAAGAAAAAUGAAUUUUAAUUACUAUUCACUGUAUUGGAUGUAUUAAAUAUUUCCGCCCACGGGUAA